UCCUGGCAGAGGAGCUAUCUAGGCAAGAUGCUGGGCCGUUACAGGAAGCUUACCUUUGGGACACUAUGCAAUAAAGAGCGUUCCGGGGGCUGUGUGCUGAUAGGGCGUACGGCUGUUUAUCGCCGCCUCAUGGAUCCUCCCACGGAAUGCAGCGAUCCGGCAGUUUCUCAUAAUGCCCAAUUAGCAAGUAACCAUGGAGGAAGUAGAGAAUAUACUGUCAAACGUAACUGCUUUGAAAAAUCAAUGUCAGAAGAUUCAGGUGUGGAGAUACCACCUCCUUCCCCAUUUGGGUCUGAGAGCAGCUAUAACCCAGAUGAGCCAGAAGGUCUAGAAAGCUCCACCCCUGAGUAUUCUGAGACUCCAGAAAGCUCCGCCUCUGAGGAUCCUGACAGCUUGCAAAGCUCUGGCUAUGGAAAACAAGAUUCCUUUUCACAUUCUGGAGAGACACACACACUGGAGCAUUCUGCUUUUAAGAGUCCCAGAAGUUUUACAAUGCAUCCCCAGAAAGAUAUUGACAGACUGGAAUAUGUUCGCUCCCAGCAGCAGGAAAGAGACACAUCAGGUGUGCCCCAUAAGCUGGAACAGGCAGUCCUCAGGAGCAGACGGCCGCGGAGCAAUAGCAGAGAUUCCAUCCAGAGCAGGAUAGCACGACAUAACAGGAAAUAUCCGGGAUCAUUGAAGGAACAAUGUAGAGGGAAAACCUGUUCUCAUCAAGCGAGGAGCCCAACUCGUCCCAGAGAAGAAAAUAAGGAUCAGGACCCCCUGCCACUCCCGGGUGAUGGACUCCGGUACCUGGAGAGUCUAUGUGACAUGUUAGAGCAAAUUGCGGAACUACAGCAAAGGAACCUGAAGCUUCAGCAUGAAAAGAGGGAGACAGAGGAGAGGCUGCGCAACCGAGUGCUACUCUUAGAUUCAUGUGUGUGCGGUGGCUCUCAGGCCUGCAGGGAUUCAGACAAUGACCUGACCGAUAACUCCCCUCCCAUUGGUGGAACCUGGGCAGCCCAGCAUUACAGGAAGAGAUCGACCUCCCAUGCAGGAAUGUUACUUGGCUUGAACAGACCCACAGGUGGAACUCUAAGAGAAGCCGACAAAAUGGAACCUCAGUAUGUGAGCGUCCCAAACCUGCAGGUGGGAGACAGACCAGGAGCAAUGCCACACUACAAGACAGAAGUGUCGCAGUGGUAUAAAGUGAAGGACAUGCUCUCUAAGCUGGCCGGUAAAAGUGCAGUACCAUCAGCGGUGCAGGGGGGCACUCACACUGCACAGCCGCACUACAACUGCAGGACUCAGCACCCAAGAAGACUGUUCCUGCCAGGACUGGUGAUUAGACCACGAAACCACAGUCAGCAGUUCCGGUGAGAGGCGGUUUCCUAAGGAAAUAGAUUGAUAGAGGACUGCACUGUACAAAACGGAUUUACCUCCAGCUGCACAAGCCUGGGAUAAACGCACCAGUAUCUGGGAAGAUUAACAAUGGCACUAAGUAUCACUGCCAGGGAAUAUUCCUCCCUUCUACAGCCACGCCCUGCAAUGAGAGACUAGCAGCAAUGCCCUGCACUGAGAGACUAGCAGCAAUGACCUGCACUGAGACACUAGCAGCAAUGCCCUGCAGUCAGGGACUUAGUGACCGCUGCAUCUCUCUAAUCAGGGGACAGACACUUUAUCACAAUAUACGGACAUUACCAUUUGUAUCACUAUGCAGAGCUGCUCGAUAUAUACGUAUCGAUAUGUAUGUACAGAACUACAUUUGUAUAUAUGUGGUUAAAUUAUAAAUAUAAUUUGAAUUAAAAUAUUAAUAUUUUA
Molecule: messenger RNA, 1800 nt
Organism: Pseudophryne corroboree (corroboree frog)
Lineage: Eukaryota; Metazoa; Chordata; Amphibia; Anura; Myobatrachidae
Exons: 7
Coding region: 28-1359 (443 amino acids)
Source: RefSeq, a predicted model, not a curated record